This is a messenger RNA of Halteromyces radiatus, 1052 nucleotides long. RefSeq lists its product as uncharacterized. The record is from RefSeq and is a predicted model, not a curated record. Gene Ontology annotation, molecular function: acyltransferase activity, transferring groups other than amino-acyl groups. Bases 117 to 926 code for a protein of 269 amino acids. Lineage: Eukaryota; Fungi; Mucoromycota; Mucoromycetes; Mucorales; Cunninghamellaceae. The transcript has a single exon.
CCUCUCUUUAUAAAGUCAUCAUACAUCAUGACGUUCAUGAAUUUACUAAAUGUUGCAAAUCCUCAUUAGAAAAGGAUGAAAUUUUUAAUACCUUCCCGCUUUGGAUCUCCAAUGAAAUGGCACUUCUGGAUCAAGAUCCCCAGACACCAGUACAAAUAUAUACUUCGAUAUGGACAAACAAUCAGCUUCUCUUUAUCUUUGUAUUAUCUGGUUCAAGAGGUUAUGUUGGAUGGUGUGGUGGAAUAGAAUGUAUACAACAAAUGGAUAACCAUGCUUUUGACAAUGUCAUUGUUUCUCUUUUGAAAACGAGUGGUGCCUUACCCCAUUUACAAUCCCUUUAUGGUUACAGUCCUUUGGUAGAUCGUGUUCAUCAUCUUGUGGAAAAAUGCAAAGACUCAUCUGACAAUGCAACUAUACCAACAAAAGUAUCCACAUACAAAUCAUGGAGCUACCAAGUUGAAAGCAAAAACGAUCUUCUUUGGACCGACAAGACACGUGCGUUAGCAAAACGAGCCCACUUACGACUGGCAACAUGGAUAGAUUUUCCACUCUUAGUCAACUGGAGUGAACACUUUGUGCAGGAUUGUGGUCUCAAUGAUGGUGAUAUGUGGACUAUGUGUGCAAAUGAGAUCAAGAAACAAAAGGCUUAUUUUUGGUGUUUGGAUGAUGGGACACCAACAGCGAUGGUAUGGAAACGGCGUGCCCUUCGUCAUGGUAUUUCGGUGGCCUAUGUUUAUACACCUGAAGAAUCAAGACAGCGAGGUUAUGCUGCUACGAUGGUAGCACAAUUCUCUGAAUAUCUAUUGGAAACCGAAGGCUACAGUUACGUGACUCUCCUGGUUGAUGGGAAUCGUGAUCCAGCAAAAAACAUGUAUACAUCCAUUGGUUAUAAAUAUGUGGGGGAAAUAUUUGCAUUAUACUAUUGAUGAAAUUUAAUUGAAUCGUUGUAUUUGUAUAUUUUUAGUGUAGUUUUAUAGUAAGAUAGUAUCAAAUGAUUCCCGGUGUAGUUUUAUUAUUAUUAUAAAUAAAUAUCAAUGUUUUCUUUUUGUAUU